AUGAAAUUGUUGUGGCUGAAAUUAAGAAAAAGUCCGGGAAAUAAUAAGCGGGCAAAUAAUAAAUUUCUAGUACUCUUUUUAUUGCAGUAUAAUGAAAAGGAAUUGAUUAUUGUUUCUUUCUACAAGAAACUUCUUAUUAUAAUUGCUUUUCUUUUAGCCUUUAAAAUUGCUGGAUUUUUGAUGAAAAAUUUUAAUGUGACUAUUAUAAGUUAA
This is a messenger RNA of Blepharisma stoltei, 213 nucleotides long. Lineage: Eukaryota; Ciliophora; Heterotrichea; Heterotrichida; Blepharismidae. The record is from the annotation of a GenBank genome assembly.